UAUGUGUGUGUGUGCAGGAGUGGUCUUGCGAUCAUGUGCAUUGUGUGUUUUUCAUUAUUAUUAUUACUAUUAUUAUUAUUACUAUUAUUGUUAUUAUUAUUAUUAUUAUUAUUAGUAGUAGUAGUAGUAAUAGUAAUAUUGUAUCACGGUAUUUUAUAAUAGAGCCUCAACUUAUACUAGUCUUGCCUGAAAAUCUCUCGUUUUCUAUCAUUCUCCCAUCCUGCAGGCCUGAGCCCAGAGCGAGACCCAGAGAAAUGUAAACAAACGCAGAGUCAGACUUGAUAUACGGGUGAAUUUGUUGCUUUUUAGAGCGGCAAUGGAUCUGUACAUGCGUGAGGUGGCGAGGGGCGUGGCCAGGGGGCGGCUAGCAGCGUGUGCCACCAGGGAAAUGUGUAUGAACAUAAAAAAAGGCGCCUGUCAAGAAAGGCACAGAUGCAGGGUGGUGAGGCAGUGUUCAUCCCAGGGGCAGACCACACAGGGUCAGCAACACAGGUGGUGGUGGAGAGGCACCUGUGGGACGCCCAGGGGAACACCAGACACGACCUUGACAGACAGAAGAGUUUAUUGAUGAAGUGUGGAAGAAGAGGAGGAAGGAACAAUUAUAUUCGACCAGCUGCGGCAUCUGGGGGCUUCACUUGACUGGGACAGCUGUGUUUACCAUGGAUACAGCGAGAGAAUGGCCUGUGUGUCUGUCUGUACAUCUUGACGGAAGCAUUUGUCCGUCUGUACGAUGCUGGGCUGGUGUACCGCAAGGAGGCUCUCGUCAACUGGUGCUGCAGCCUUCAGUCGGCCAUCUUGGACAUUGAAGUGGACCACCUGCACCUGACAGGACCCACGGAGCUGGCAGUCCCAGGGUACAGCAAACCGGUCAGCUUCGGAAAGAUGUGGGACUUCCCUUACAGACUGGCAGACUCAGGGUUUGCUGAGGUUUGAGGCUGGGGGGCAGUGCCGUCGGCCCUGUCGGCACUGGGGCUGUACAGAGGGUGCCACGCCCACCCCAUGAUGGUGCCUCGCUGCAGCAGGACGCAGGAUGUCAUUGAGCCCGUGCUGAGGCCCCAGUGGUUCGUUCGGUGCAAGGAGUUGGCACAGGAGGCGUCCGAGGCUGUGCAGAGCGGCCAUCUCAACUUGGUGCCACAGCUGCACAGGAGGGCUUGGCAUAGCUGGCUGGACAACAUCACAGACUGGUGUGUCUCCCAGCAGCUCUGGUGGGGCCGCAGAAUGCCAGUGUACCACAUUACUGCAGCAGAUGGCGAGGAGGUGUGGGUGGCGGCUGCUCGGAGGAGGAUGCAAGACGGAAGGCUGUGGAGAAGGAAGCAGGAGGAAGAUCUGGACACCUGUUUCUCCUCUGGCCUGCUUCCCUUUGCCUCGCUGGGCUGGCCGGGUCAGGGGAGAGGAGAGACCAUGCCUGACCUUGCUCGCUUCUACGCAACGACCUUGAAGACGGGUCACGGCAUCCUCUUCUGGGUGGCUCAGAUGGUCAUGCCGGGACUCAACUUGAUGAGGAGGCUUUCCUUUGAGACUGUGCUGCUGCAUGGCCUCCUGGGUGAUGGUGGCGGCCACAAGACGUCCAAGUCCUGGGGCAGUGUGAUAGACCCCCUGGAUGUCAUCAGUGGGGGCGUCCCUGGAGGUGUGUGACUUGCUGGUGCUGGACUGUGUUCUGUACUGGUGUUGAUUGGGUGUGGUGAGCAGUAUCUGGACAGCAGGUACUGUGCGAGAGGGUGGAGGGGAGCCUGAAUGCUGAAGAAGUACUCACUGGUCUCGUAUGAACUCUCCCACAGGCAUCCCAGAGUGUGGAGCUGAUGCCCUUCGCUCCACCCUGUGCUCCACCAACUUCAGGAGUCAGUGUGGCAUAGAUAGAUGUGGAUGACUGUGGUGUCUUGUCUUGUGUGGAGUUACAAGAACCGUUGCCCCAAACAAUGAGUGGUGG
Messenger RNA from Scylla paramamosain (green mud crab), 1927 nucleotides. RefSeq names its product valine--tRNA ligase-like. Lineage: Eukaryota; Metazoa; Arthropoda; Malacostraca; Decapoda; Portunidae. Gene Ontology annotation, cellular component: cytosol. Gene Ontology annotation, molecular function: valine-tRNA ligase activity; ATP binding. The transcript is spliced from 10 exons. Gene Ontology annotation, biological process: valyl-tRNA aminoacylation. Bases 1000 to 1635 code for a protein of 211 amino acids. The record is from RefSeq and is a predicted model, not a curated record.